AAGUGAAGUGAUAAAGAAAAGUUUGUUUGGACUACAGCUAUGGGUAUUAUUCCUAUAAACCCAAAAAUUGUGAAGUAUCGUUCACAAACAUUGUGAAAUCUAGGGAUUGCUUGCUUUUAACUUCAGCAGAAGCCAGAGGACACAAAAGUCCCAUUUCCUCAGCUACUCUUCACACUGGAUUACAACCUACUCUCAGACUCUUUUUUUCUCUCAGUCUCACAAGCACCUCACAAAAGAGGCUGCCUGUGUACAUGUAGGCAACACUAAUGCACAUAUAAGAAAACCCUGAGCCAUGAGGCAAAAUUCUUCCCUCCCACACAAAGCUCCACCAGUGUUAUGUGCACCUGUGUAAUGCCUGAAAGGUGUAGACAAGGCCAAAUCCCACUGUAUGGGAUUUCAUAUGAAUGCAGAAGUAAAAGUUGUUUGUUUUGUUGGCAGCAACAGUUAGAGAGAAAAGCCACUGUCGUGUGGCCGGAUGCAACAGUCACAUUCCUGUAUUUCAGGCCCCGUGAGCAGCCCACUGGAGGAUUUGCUCACACAAGCACAGCCUUUGGAUGCGGAAUCGCUGAAGACAAUGGGCAGGAGUAGGGUCCUGCUCCAGUAUCCAGUCUUAUCCACUAAGAUGAUCCUCAGUGGGAAAUUUAUACUGCAGGGGUUGGCUGUGACAGGCCACUGGAUCCAUAAUCCACAGCUGCAGGAAGAGAUGACAGACAACGUGCAGAUGAGCACAGCCAUGGUCUCACACUUGUUUGUAGCACUGCAGACAUUUCCCUGUGAAGUCCAGAUCACAACUCCUGGGCUCCCUCUCACACAUUCUCUUUUUUUUCUCCUCAGGACACAACUCCUCAUCCUUAGUGAUGACUGUAGGUAACAGCUCAGUUCUCAACUGCUCUUUCAAAGGAAAUAUAACUCUGCUUAAAUGGACAAUAAUCCCCAAGGCCGGAGGCCUGUGCACCUUGGUAUACAGGGCUGAUACGAAAUAGACACACAGAACAACGUGCAGUGACAACAUAAACUUGAUAUUCACAGCAGAUCUGCCUCCUGCCCUUGAACUGGGACUAGCCCAGGAGGGAAAUAACAGCUGUGGUGUGGCAUCAGCAGAAGGGAAUUUCCACAAAAGGUACCACCUGACCGUGCUGGCGCCCCCGAGGCUGAGCCUGUCCUGUGACGAGCAGGGCAGCCCCGUGUGCGAGGCAGCGGCGGGGAAGCCGCCGGCUCAGCUCUCCUGGGCCCCAGAGGGCAGCUCCACUGCAGAGGAGAGGUGCCACGACAACGGGACAGUGACUGUUCUCAGCAAGUUCACAGCAUGUAGCACCAGAGUCACCAAUGUGACCACCUGCAUGGUGUCCCACCCAGCUGGGAACUGGAGCCAGUCCAUAGCCUGCUGUCCCUCAGGGAAGACUGGAUUCUUUCUUCCCUGUGUCAUCAGCCUUAUCGGCCUUAUGAGUCUCCUGUUCUUGCUCGCUGCUUUUGAGCUCUACAUCUUCUUUAAUAGCUGUGUCAACACCAUGACCAGUGGCAACUACUUCUAG
This is a messenger RNA of Zonotrichia albicollis (white-throated sparrow), 1532 nucleotides long. The record is from RefSeq and is a predicted model, not a curated record. NCBI's taxonomy places the organism in Eukaryota, Metazoa, Chordata, Aves, Passeriformes, Passerellidae.